AAACAGAGGUGGUUCAGACUGAAAGGAAACCUCCUCUUCUAUUUCAAGUCGUGUGGAGAGCCGGCGGGGGUGAUUGUUCUAGAGAGAUGUCGUGUUGAGAGAAUUCAUCACGAAACACGGCCUUAUUCCUUCGUCCUCGCAUUUGAGAAUGAUGACUCCAGGACAUAUGUCCUCAGUGCCUUCUCACAGCCUGAGCUAGACUCCUGGAUACUUGCCGUCCGCAUGUCAAGCUAUGAGGGUCUAAAGGCCAUGUACUAUGAACUCACCAACAAGAUUAACACCCUCACUGGAAAGUACUCACAAAAAACGAAGUCUCCAAUGGCUACAAAAUAGAAGGCCUUGGUAGUGAUGCAGCUACUAGUAUCAACAGCAUGGCAUGCCUCUCUCUCUGUGAGGACAGCUACAGAUCUUGGAGAAAGCUGGCCAUUUCCAGCUACUGUGAAUAGGCUGGCGCCCAAUAUGCUGGCAUAAUUUUUGGAAUAAUAGGGGCUGCCCAGAAAAAGCAUAAUUCUGGGAAUAAUAGGUCGGAAUUGCAAUGUGUAGGCGUUUGCGCGAUCUUCUGCCGGAGCUUCUGCCCUUCCGCGGUUUUGCGUAAAGAUGGAGAACUUACCCUGGAUAUCUUCACUGCAAAAAGAGCGAAAAUGAAGCGCAUCACUCCACGGGAAGGCUAGAGACAACAAAACCGCGCGAACAAAAGUGCAGACUCGGCAAUUUUCCUCGUUCUACACGCCCCCCUUUUUACGCAAGGGUUUAGCGCAUGCCAGCUCGAAGGGAAUAAUAGGGGCAGCGAGGAGGAAUAAUAGGAAAGAUUUACGAGAAUUGCGGAAUAGAAUAAUGGGUAAAAAAGUUAGCAUAAUGGCCUCAACCCUAACUGUGAGCAGCUGAGUCUCAUGCAGAGACUGAGACAUGAAGUGGUGCUACUCCACGACAAGCUGGAGAGUCGAGAGGCUGAGAUUGAGAUGCUAAGACAACAGUUGGAGGAAGCCAAGAGAGAAAAAUCAGUCGUAGAAUUAGAGUUUUCUAACUAUCGCAAACACACCCAGAAGCUGUUGUGUGAGGCCGCAGUAGACAAGACGGAGCAGUGGCUGGAAUCAUCAUCAAACUGAUUAUCAUAAUAAUGUCCUAUAUACUUAGUACUAUGCUAGCUUCAUCUCUGGUCAAUGGUUCUUUGCCUUGAAAUCAAAGUACACCGCUAUGUUAGCAGAGGACUAGCAAUAUAGCUGGUAUAUAGAGUCACUUUGUCAGGUGUGUCUGCCUCAAAGAUAA
Messenger RNA from Geodia barretti, 1266 nucleotides. The record is from the annotation of a GenBank genome assembly. Lineage: Eukaryota; Metazoa; Porifera; Demospongiae; Tetractinellida; Geodiidae.